CUCAUCUCAUCAGCACCAUGUAGAGCUGCAAUCCAGGGCAGAAGAAUGCAGGGGGAUCAGAAUGAAGAAGAAACAGCUUGAUGCAUGGCACAAGCAGAGUGGGGGAUGUUCUAAAGAAGCUGGAGUGUGUUUUCCACAGCUGACAGAGAGUAAAGUAUACCUCGGGGAAGAUGUAUGCCUUCUACUCGCUGCUGGUCUACAUCUUCUACACGGUUUUUAAGAAGGAUGAGGAGACUGUGCUUGAAGGGGCAUGUGGAGAGACUUCAGAGGAUCCUGGCCAUGUUUCCAUGGAAACAGGGAGCAGGAGGAAGGUUGGCCACACCCCCAGGUCGGGAAAAAGGCAAUAUGACAGAAUCAGUGAUUCAAGCAGCAGCAGCAGCAGUGAGAGCGAUGAUCUGUCUCUCAGUGAUGAAGAUGGUGACGCUGAUGAAAGUUACUCUAUCCCGGCUAAGACACCUUUGGCCGCUUUCUUGUCCUUCAAACAGGAAACGGAAAAGAGGAAAGUUUCCAGUGUCCACACUGAAACAGGAGAAAAGAUGAUCGAACCUCCUCUGGUGGCAGUGAUGUCUCAUCUACUGAGCUUCCUUGAGCAGUACUCACACCUACAGCAGCUACAGCAGCAAGCUGAGCAGUACCGCAUGCAGCUGCGCAGGCACCGAGUGCAGCACCGGCGAAAGAUGAAAGCUCUGCGUAGCUCUUACAGGCAGCGGCUUCGUGACAAGAGCAGCGUGAUCCACAGCCUGGAGGAGGCCAUUGCUCAGCAGCAAACACCUUCACCUGAUAAUGACACAGGGACUCCAGGCCUGCAUAAGCUGGUGCAGUCUCUGUGUGGCCUGCAGGGGGAGAGGAGUCUGCUGCGAGGUGAGCUGCGUCUCCUCCACUCACAGCUGGAGCAGAGAGAACAGGACCGACACUCCAAAGUACAAGCCUUCCAACAGCAGAUUGACGAGCUGAAGAGCUGCAUCGAGGAACGGGAAGAAGAGCUUUCCAAACUCCGCAUUGCCUCUGGAGAGACUGACUCGGAAAAGCGCAUGCUGUGUUUGUCAGCUGAGAAUGAGAGUCUGAAACAGAGCCUGUCAGUGACUCAGGGUCUCCUACAGCAGCUGUCCAUUAUCCCAUCUCAGUCCAGCUCACUGCUCAUUAAGGAAAACGAGAAUCUGCGCAGCCGUGUUCUGCAGCUGGAAAGCACUUUGCAGCAGCGAGCGGAGCAGCUCUCACGCCUGGAGCGCCAGAGCGAGCAGGACCAGUGGCGCAGGGGAGAGGAGCUCUGGAGACGAGAUGAGAGAGUGAAAGAGCUUCAGCUCGAACUUGAUAAGGAACGCAGCAAGGAGCCUGUAGUGAAAUAUGUCACUCGGACGGUGGAAGUGGAGUCUCCAUCGACAUUGAGGCAGCUCACCGAGGCCAGACAGAAAAACGAUCACCUAAAACAGAGGUUGUCCAACGAGAAAGAACGAUGCAAACAGCUGGAGGAGAAAAUCCGACGCUCAGACGAAGUCAGCUGCAAUCUUCAGCAUAAGAUUGCUGCAUAUGAAAGAGAGAUUGAGAGCCUACAGGCGGAGCUGAUGAAGGAGAUCGAACAUCUGGAGGAAAAAAAAGAUGAAGCUGUAAAAGCAGCGGCAAACUGUUCGCAGGAGCAGUUUCAGAGCCUGCAGGAUCAGUUCAUGACUCUACAGCGGCGUCUGAACGCUCUUCCUCCCACCCUGCGCUCGAUGAAGACAGACUAUGCCAGUCUGCGCAGUCAGGUCCGCAAUUUUGCAGAGUUUUAUGGAUCAGCCAUCAAAGAAGCCAAGAAACAGAUCUCAGCAGCAAUAAAUGAAAUGUCUGAGGCCAAUAAGGACCUGCUGGAGAAAUACAGGAAAGAGGUUGCCCUUCGCAGGAAAUACCACGAGCAGUUAGUAGAGCUGAAAGGCAACAUCCGUGUCCUGUGCCGCGUGAAACCGGUUCUUAAAGAGGACCAGCAUGAUGAGUGUCAGGCUGUCGCUGUGACCACAGACCCACACAAUGAAUCUGCUCUCAGUGUCCUGAGUAAGGGCAAAGCCAAGACCUUUGAACUGGACAAAGUCUUUCACCCUCAGGCUACUCAAGAGGAGGUGUUCCAAGAAAUCGAGCCCCUGAUCACUUCCUGCAUAGAUGGAUAUCAUGUGUGUAUCUUUGCGUACGGACAGACAGGCUCAGGGAAGACCUACACUAUGGAGGGUCCUGUGGACAACCCAGGCAUCAACCAGCGAGCUCUGAAACACCUUUUCAAUGAGAUCGAGGAAAGGAAAGACAUGUGGAACUACACGAUCACGGUCAGUUCAGUGGAAGUCUACAAUGAGGUUCUCAGAGAUCUGCUGAGUAAAGAUGGAGAGAAGCUGGACAUCAAAAUCAAUCCAGAUGGCACGGGUCAGCUCCAUGUUCCUGGUCUCAGGAUCAAAGAAGUCAAAAACUUUCAGCAUAUCAAAAAAAUCCUGGCAACAACACGGAGAAACAGGAUAACGUUUGGGACACAAAUGAACCAGCAUAGCUCUCGUUCACAUGCUCUGCUCACCAUUACAGUGCAGGGAACAGACCUCGCCACCGGCACCAAAACCACCGGUAAGUUGAAUCUGGUGGACCUUGCUGGUUCGGAGCGAGUGUCCAAAUCAGGGGCGGAGGGUGAGCGGCUGAAAGAGGCCCAGAACAUCAAUCGCUCACUGCUUGCACUGGGAGACGUGAUCCAGGCCCUUAGGGGCCGUCAGACCUACAUCCCCUUCAGGAACUCACGCCUUACGUAUCUGCUGCAGGAUUCACUGGGCAAGGGCAACAAAACCGCCAUGGUGGUGCAGAUUUCCUCACUGGAAAGGAAUGUUGAAGAGACCCUGUGCUCGCUGAAGUUUGCGCAGCGGGUGUGUAAAGUGGAGCUGGGCCCUGCAGCACGCAAGAUUGAAAGCGGAAGCCAUUGUGACAAUUACUCCUAAAGCUAAUUUCACCAGCACACUUCUGCAAGUUGAAAUCAAGGAAUAUAUCCAUCCCUAAGCGUUUGCUUUUGUCUAAGACCUCUAUAACGAGACUUCCAGAUGAUUUUAAGGGCUACGGUUCAGGAAGCCACACAAGUAGCAUCUAUUUCUUACUGCUGAGUAUUCGCAAGAGCCAUGCCUAAUGCCUGAACAGCUGCGGCUCCUUCCUACCGGCUGAGCGGCAUGUCAGAGUGCAAUAUCCGUGCAGGCAGGUUGCUCCGCUGCACUACACUACACUACACUACACAACCAUAUCGUCUUGCUUGAUAAAUGACAUUUUAUUGACCGGGCACUCUCGAGUGCAUCGAAAAAUAGAAGGUCAUGAAUUUAUCUACUAUAACAACUGCAUCAUCACUUCCUCACACGUUGAUGCUGCUGUAAUGAUCUAUUUAGACAUUUUCAGGUUAACGCUGUGACAUACGUCGGUAGCUGAUCUACACUGAGGUGGUGAAAAUGUGUUGAGCUUUUGUGAUUAUGUAACUGUAUGAAGCUAGUUUUUGUGUUCACUCCACUCCGUUGUAUACCGUCGUAUGUGCUGAGGUUGGUCAUUCUAGACGGAUGUACUGACGGGCACAAAUGUGUGGCACUCUGGGAAACCUACCAGGCAUUGCUUGAUAGAACAAGGAAAAAAAGAUGACAAAUUGGGCUUUGGACGUUCUGGCUGUAGUUCUGCAGCUUUUAAAAAAAAAAUUAAAUACACUUACAUCUGAGCACGUUAUUAGGAACACUAUACUAAUACUAGUAAGGCCUCACUUACAGUUCUUCAUAUCAUUGAUAAAUUCCUUUGUGAUUCUGGUCCAUGUUAACGUUCCACUUUCAUGACAUGAAUCUCCAGUUUUUUUUAUCACAUUCAAAAGAUCUUAUAAUGGAUUCCGUCCUGGUGACUGGGAAGGUGACUGUACCACACUGAACUCUUUUGAGUUCAAACAUUUGCUUAGUGUCAUGCUGGAAGUAGGCUUUAGAAGGUGGUCAAUUUUGGCCAUGAAGGGAUUCACAUGAUAAGAAACAAUAUUCAAAUAGUCUGAUAACUGAUUGAUAAACAGUGUGUCAAGAAAACAUUCCCCACACCAUUACACCGCCUCCACCAGCCUGUACUGUUGACACAAGGCAGGUUCGAUCCAUUAAGUCAUGCUGUUGGUGCCAAAUUCUGACCCUACCAUCUGUGUCUCAGCAGAUAUUGAGAUUUAUCACAUCAGGCUUUGUUUUUCUAUUUGGUGAGUCUCAGCGUUCUGUUCUAAGUAGAACCUGACACGAUCUUCUGCUGUUGUAGCUCAUCUGGCUCAGGUUUAUAAAUGUUGUGUACUCUGAGAUGCUGUUCUGCUCAACACAAUUAUAGAGUGGUUACCUGAGUUGCUGCAGUCUUUGUCAGCUUGGACAGGUUUGGCCAUUCUUCCCUAAUCUCUCAUUAACAAGGUGCUUUUGGUCUACAAAACUGGAUGUUUUUCUUUUUUGAAUCAUUCUGAGUAAAUUCUAGACUGUUGUGUUUGAAAAUCAGGUUAUAGAAAUACUCAAAGCAGUCCAACUCAUCUGGCACCAACAACCAUGCCACUGAGAUCACACGUGUCCUUCAUCCUGAUGGUUGAUGUGAACAUUUACCUGUUUACUUGUUGGCUCGUAUCCACACGAUAACUGCAUCGAUGACCAGGUGUAUCGAUGUUCCUCAUUUAUGUUCCAUAUAUUACUCAAUAAGAACUUGGAAAUUGUUUUAUUCAUUCACAUCACCAUGUAAAGGGUUUUCCCAGGCUGGAACACAACUAAGAUCACACAAUUGAGAUUGACUUUUGUGUAGUAAAACCUUAAUCCCUGAAUUCUGUUAUAUAGUGUAGAACCAGCUCGUUUGAAUUAUUCUCUGUGCAGUGUUUGUGGGAGGUUCAUAAUGGAGUAAUGAUUAUUGUAGGAUGUUUCUUUCUUCGAGCAGAUACGUUUAACUAGCCAUUAUUUUUCAGAUAGCAAAUGAGAAAUGCACUUUACUUCCAAUACAAAACUAGGUGCUUUGUCCAUAGAACUAGUGUUAAUAUUUAAAUACAAUGUUUUUGUAUUUAGUUCAGCUUGUGCCAUUUUCUGUUAGUAGUUAAUUAAAAUGAAUAUUUAUACAAGAUUAAA
Messenger RNA from Tachysurus vachellii, 5081 nucleotides. Its product is annotated as kinesin-like protein KIFC3. The record is from RefSeq and is a predicted model, not a curated record. The transcript is spliced from 20 exons. Gene Ontology annotation, molecular function: microtubule binding; ATP binding; microtubule motor activity. NCBI's taxonomy places the organism in Eukaryota, Metazoa, Chordata, Actinopteri, Siluriformes, Bagridae. Bases 171 to 2939 code for a protein of 922 amino acids. Gene Ontology annotation, biological process: microtubule-based movement.